AUGGCUGACUCUGCUGUUCCUUGCUCUCUGUGCCCGAGUGCCCUGGCUUCCAGCUCCUGCCGAAGCGCUGCAGGCACUAAACAGACAAGUACCCUGAACCGAGGAGAUGCUUCUAGAAGGCAAGCGGAACUAAAAGCUGCUGUGCAGAGGAAGGUGGAGUUUGAAAGGAACGCUGUGCGCGCCGUUGAGCAGCUCCUAGAAGACAGCAUCACAGAAGACUUCCUGAAGGAGUGUGGGGCGCUCAUCACGCCUGCUCACUACAGUGAUGUUGUAGAGGAGCGGGCCAUCCUCAGACUCUGUGGCUAUCCUGUAUGUCCGAAGAAGCUAGGGGUUAUACCGAAACAGAAAUACAAAAUUUCCACCAAAACCAAUAAAGUCUAUGAUAUUACUGAAAGAAAGUCUUUCUGCAGCAAUUUUUGUUACAAAGCAUCUAAAUAUUUUGAAACACAGAUUCCCAAAACUCCAGUGUGGCUUCGAGAGGAAGAGAGGCCUCCUGAUUUUCAGCUGCUGAAGAAAGGACAAAGUGGCUGUUCUGGGGAAGUCAUUCAGUUCUUCACUGAAGCCGUUUCAGCCGCAGAUAUCGAACCUACGUCGUCCAACUCUUGGAGUGACCGCACCAGUGAUGACGAGCAAGGCUUUGUUUCUUCCCUUCUACCAGGAAACAGACCAGAGGCAGCAGAUACGAGACCACAGCCACACACAGAUGGCGGCACAGUGAGAAAGAAGGCUGCUCCGAGAGGGACCCCCAAGCACGGGGAGCAGCCGCUGGCAGAGGUCACUCAGCGGCUGGGUAAUUGCAGGUUAGAUAGUCAGGAGAAAGUGUCUGCUGAUAAACUUCCUGCGAAGAAAGAAAAUACUCAGAUAUCUUCCCCUGGCCCAUUGUGUGAAAGAUCAAACACUCCAGUAGUUUCUGAAAGUCAACACAGCGCGUUGGAAGUUACUCUCGUAGGCAUAAGCAAGAAGAGUGCCCAGCACUUCAGGAGCAAAUUUGCCAGAUCCAGCCAAGGUUCCAGGUCAGCGUCUGGUUCGGUGCGGGUGUGCCCUGAAGUCGCAAAGGCAAACUUACUUCGAGUUCUAAAGGACACUUUGACUGAAUGGAAGACAGAAGAAACACUCAGGUUUUUGUAUGGCCAGGAUCAUGCCUCUGUGUGCCCGAAACCCUCUUCAGCCUUGGAGUCUGGCGAAGAACUUGAUGAAGAUGACCUUAGUUGUGACCCAGGUGGCCGUGGCACUGCCCUGAGCCGACCUCAGAACAACCUGGGGGAGACACUGCCCUUCAGCGGCUCAGACACAGCCAUUAAGCCGUUGCCAAGUUAUGAGAGCUUGAAAAAAGAAACCGAACUGCUGAAUCUGAGGGUCAGGGAGUUCUACAGAGGGCGCAGCUUUUUAAAUGAAGAAACUACCAAGUCGCAGGACCCAGGAGAGGGUGGUUUUCCACCUGAUCCCAGUUUCCCACUGAUUGAUUCAAGUUCCCAGAACCAGAUUAGAAAACGGAUUGUUCUUGAAAAGUUGAGCAAAGUGUUGCCUGGACUUUUGGGUCCCCUUCAGAUUACAGUAGGAGAUAUUUACACUGAGCUUAAAAGCCUCGUUCAGACUUUCAGAUUAUCAAAUAGGAACAUUAUACACAAGCCCGUGGAAUGGACGUUAAUCGCGGUGGUGCUGCUGUCAUUAUUGACGCCGAGUCUUGGCAUUCAGAAAGAUUCUCCAAAAAAUGUGGUAUUUACACAGUUUACAGCUGCCCUGCUGACAGAAUUGCAUUUAAAAUGCGAAGAUCUUGAAAAUUUAACCAUUAUAUUUAGAACCAGCUGCUAACAGAAAUGGUAAGUUGGGUUGUUUCUUACUAUUUUGUUACCUACGUGAGUUUUUGAUUCAUGCUCAGCAUGUGGUCUCCC
Messenger RNA from Acomys russatus (golden spiny mouse), 1892 nucleotides. RefSeq names its product RNA polymerase II associated protein 2 (gene Rpap2). Gene Ontology annotation, cellular component: nucleus; cytoplasm. Gene Ontology annotation, molecular function: RNA polymerase II CTD heptapeptide repeat phosphatase activity; RNA polymerase core enzyme binding. The record is from RefSeq and is a predicted model, not a curated record. The transcript is spliced from 12 exons. Lineage: Eukaryota; Metazoa; Chordata; Mammalia; Rodentia; Muridae. The coding region runs from base 1 to 1812 and encodes 603 amino acids.